Messenger RNA from Aphanomyces astaci, 1782 nucleotides. RefSeq lists its product as hypothetical. The record is from RefSeq and is a predicted model, not a curated record. Gene Ontology annotation, molecular function: ATP binding; mRNA guanylyltransferase activity. Bases 1 to 1782 code for a protein of 593 amino acids. The transcript is spliced from 8 exons. Gene Ontology annotation, biological process: 7-methylguanosine mRNA capping. Lineage: Eukaryota; Oomycota; Saprolegniomycetes; Saprolegniales; Verrucalvaceae.
AUGGAGCGGAUUCAAGCGGCAAUCAAGCGCCAAGGAAAGGCGGCGGCGUCGUCGUCGUCCGGCGGAAGACGGCUGCUUCAAUGGAACGAUCAUGAAUGGUCGGUAUAUCAGAAGACCCCUCCAUUUGGAGGUUUGGUCGAGAACAUCGUGCCGAUCCGUCCACCAUUGUCGACGUUGUACGAAGUGCACUACGACAGCUCGUUCAAAGGUGCCACGCCCACGGACCUCAUGGAAGGGCUGAUUGAACAGGCAAAGCGAGGAAAGGUGUUCAACGUGGCAACGGUCAUUGAUGCGUCUGGUAACGGGGUAUACUACCAUGAACGAGGGGAAUGGAACGAUUGGGACGUCGAGUACGUCAAGAUCCCCGCUGACACUGACAACGACGCCGUCCAUGAUGCGGCGUCUGCAACCGAGAUCGUCCCAUCCAAAUCGUUCGUCAACAAGUUUCUCCAGAGUGUUCAGCAGCAUUUCGCUGGCGAUCGAUGCGACGAGAACAUUGCUGUCUUUGGGGCGCGGGGCUACAACACGUCGGCCUUUCUCAUCGUGUGCUACUUGGUGGAACUGAAGGGACUCUCGUUGAACGAUGCUCUCGAAGCAUACAAGAAGACCAACCCCGUGGGCAUUUACUCGACUGCGUGCUUGGAAGUACUGUACAAGCGGUACUAUUCCACGCUCAAACCGCAAGGCCUGCGGAUUCGGCGGCCUGAUCCGCCAUCGUGGGACCCUGUAGCCGCGGACGACUCGCCCGAGGCCAUCGGCGCCGACAUCUUGACCGACGACGACAAGGCGCAGCCGUUCGUUCGUAGCCAGUCGGCGGCGAUCGCGCCUCCAAAACCGGCAGCCUCCUAUCCCCCUCCACCAAGCAGCAUGCCGUCCACGGCGUCGCAUCAUCAUCCGAGCUACAAACCGGCGGCCCCUCCAGUGUUUCACAUGCCGCCGCCUGUCGCGAAGAAGCCCCUGACCAAAAAGCGAAAGAUCCGGACGUGGGAGGACGACGUGGAGCCGUUUCCGUUCGGGGAUGCCGUGCCCGUCGACUCGGCCGAGCACGAACGCCUCGUGGCGGUGGUGGCGGAGCUCACGGGCGGCCUCUCGGACGGCUUUCCCGGCUGCGAAGCCACAUCUUUGACCAAGAUUCACAUUCGCGACCCAACUAGAAGAGCGCCGGGGUCGUUGACCAAGGAAUAUCUCGUCACGUGGCGGGCUCGUGGAACGCGAUGCUUGAUUCUAGCCCUCAAGGACGCCAACUACCUCGUGUCUCGGGCUCAAACAUUUACCAAGAUCAACGUCAAGUUUCCACGAAAACGAGCGCUGCAUGAAAACACAGACAAGACGUUGGUGGACGGCGUGCUGGUUUUGGAUCGGGACGGCGGCGCGGUGGUGCGGCGCUUCCUCGCGUUCGACCUGAUUGCGUGGGAAGGGGCGUCCGUGUACAAGAGCAAGCUGGAGAAGCGGCUGCAGUGCCUCCAGAAUGAAAUCAUCCUUCCUCGCAAAACGGACAAAACGCUGGAAGGCGCCGACGAAUCGUUCCGCGUGCGCAUGAAAGAUCACUUUCGCCUUGACAAGACGGAGCAUCUGCUUCGGAACUUCAUCCCCAAGGUGACCCAUGACGUGGAAGGGCUCAUCUUCACGCCCAAGCAAGCCACGUACGGCGUCGGCGGGUUUGAAGCAGAUGAACCAGUGUUCAAGUUUGUCACGGAUGCCAGCAUGAUGAUGAUGGGCGGGCUCGAUGGCAGCCUCACGGAAGGCCAGUUGUUGCAGUACAUCCAACACAUUCCAAAGUAG